Blepharisma stoltei is the source of this 1185-nucleotide messenger RNA. Lineage: Eukaryota; Ciliophora; Heterotrichea; Heterotrichida; Blepharismidae. The record is from the annotation of a GenBank genome assembly.
AUGGAAGAUAAGAUUUCAUGCGUUUGCCAAGAGCACUAUGACAAUUUUCUCUCUUGUCAAAAAUGCUUUCAAAGGUUCUAUAAAGCCCAAAUGCUAAAAGCUGAAAACAAAAAAUUAAUUGAAGAAAUCGAGCAACGAACAAAUUAUCUUAAAAAAGUCCUUGGAAGAAUUACGGCAAUUGAAGCAAGGAUGAAGAUGAUGUCUGAGCACCCACAUCCUAAGCAGCAGUCAACAAAUAUAAAGCAGCAAGCACAGGGCUCAGAAGUUGACUUCAUGGCAAAAGAACUUCCUCAAUGCUUUUUCUCAAUCUGCAAAGACCCAGAGCUUGCUAUGGCAUUUUUACUCAAAUGUGGAGCAAUCCCAAAAAGCAGAAAAUGUGAUAAAUGUAUGACAGAAUAUGGAGCUCCCGAAAUGAGAAUUGAAAACUAUGGCUGCUUAGGCUACAGUUUCCACUGUACCAACUGUAAUUCCAGAUCAAAUAUAAAAGAAAAUACUUUUUGGGCAAAAUGCCAAUUGAAUUUAGACAAGAUUCUAUUAUUUAUGUUUUUAUGAGCAUUAGGUAUGAAGGAUUCUGAGAUUGCGAAUCUUCUUGACUGUUCUCCAACCCACAUAAUUCACCUCAGUCGUCGUAUAAGAAAGCUUGCCUGCAAAGAAUUUAUUAAAAAUUUACCAAAAUUUAACGGAGUCGUAGAAAUUGACGAGCAGAAUUUCAUUCAAAGGAAAAUCGAAAUUGGGAAAGGGAAAGCUCCUCAGAAAUGGGUGCUACUUAUGUAUGAAAGAGACACAAAACUAGCUUACUUAGAGCCGCUAGAAAAAAGGUCGUUUGAGUAUAUUCUACCAAUAAUACAAAAGCGCUGCGAAAUUGGAACAGUUAUUUUGACUAGUAGAAAUGGGGCCUAUGGCAGAUUAGAAGAUUAUGGCUACCCUCAUUUCACUUUAGAAAAAUUUAAAGGCUUCGAAAAUGCUGACAAUAAAGAAGUCCACAUAAGAGGAACAAUUACACUAUGGCUGUGAGCUAAACAUAAUAUAAAAGCCAAAAACCGUAGCGCUAUCCACCUUGAAGAGCAUCUCCAAGAAUUCUUAUGAAGACGCCAGAUCAGACAAAGAUGCCGCUACAAAAAGUUGUUAGAAAGUGCUGAGGUGUUAAGAAACGUGCUUGACUUAAUUUCGAAAGAAAACCAAUAA